Molecule: messenger RNA, 808 nt
Organism: Aspergillus japonicus CBS 114.51
Lineage: Eukaryota; Fungi; Ascomycota; Eurotiomycetes; Eurotiales; Aspergillaceae
Product: vacuolar protein sorting-associated protein 29
Exons: 4
Coding region: 160-762 (200 amino acids)
Biological process (GO): intracellular protein transport; retrograde transport, endosome to Golgi
Cellular component (GO): retromer complex; endosome
Source: RefSeq, a predicted model, not a curated record
AGUCGUCACUCCCUCUUACUUUAGGUAGCUUAAUUGAUAUCUCCAUCAGACAAGUGUGCAGUCCAUACAUCUGCACCCCCGUCAGUCGCUUACGCUUAUACACCCCAUAGACUCAUAGCUCAAUCUUAACCUGGGCCUUGAGUGACCGCACCGUUCAAAAUGACUUCGCGCCUGGUCCUGGUCAUCGGUGACCUGUUCAUCCCUGACAGAGCUCCCGACCUCCCCGCAAAGUUCAAGAAACUCCUGACGCCGGGCAAGAUCGGACAGAUUCUCUGUCUCGGCAACUUGACCGAUCGCAACACAUUCGAGUUCCUCCGGCAGGUGGCGCCCGACCUACAACUGGUUAAAGGCGAUUUCGAUGUCGAUUCCCCCAAUCUCCCUCUCUCGAAAGUCGUGACCCACGGCAGCCUGCGUAUCGGAUUUACGCAUGGCCAUACGAUCAUUCCCCCAGGAGAUGCGGAUGCUCUCUUGAUCGCCGCUCGUCAGAUGGACGUGGAUAUUUUGCUGUGGGGUGGUACCCAUCGCUUCGAGGCUUUCGAGCUGGAAGGCCGAUUCUUCAUCAACCCCGGCAGUGCCACGGGUGCGAUGAGCACAGGAUACUGGGCUGAGGGAGAUGAGCCCACACCCAGCUUCUGCUUGAUGGAUAUCCAAGGAGAUGUUCUCGUGCUUUAUGUUUACCAGUUGAAGACGGAUGCCAACGGGGUUGAGACGGUUGCGGUGGAGAAAGUAUCCUACCGCAAGAACAACAUCGCACCUUCAUGAAUUGACGCUUCUAUCUAUUUUUCUUGUACAUAACCAUAGAUCUGAC